Messenger RNA from Gilbertella persicaria, 829 nucleotides. RefSeq lists its product as uncharacterized. The record is from RefSeq and is a predicted model, not a curated record. Lineage: Eukaryota; Fungi; Mucoromycota; Mucoromycetes; Mucorales; Choanephoraceae. The transcript has a single exon. Bases 257 to 739 code for a protein of 160 amino acids.
UAUGAUAAUCUUCUCAAAUGUAACCGAAAAUACUGUAAUAAAUGGCUACAUAAUAUUGACUGUUCUUAUUUUCUAUCUUGUGUCAAUCUGGCUGUAAUAUCUUCUUGACUUGAAAAGUUGAUAUAAUCUGACCAUUUAUAUAGUAAGGCAUUCAUAGAGAUAUUAGGGAAGCAUGCUGAACUUGAAUUACCACUUGAGCAUGAUGAAAAUGUUUUUUCUUCUUCUGGCCUUGUUUUGCUUUUUUUUUUUGUAGAUUAUGCUUCCUUCAUUAGGACUGUUCAAGUCCAUCCCUUGUCCUUUGUACCCAGAUUGUAAAAGAAACCCGUGCUUUUAUUCGCAUACAACCCGAAAAAACUCAUCGAUCAAAGGUAUUCUUUUGUUUAUUUAUAGGAAACCUAUUGAUCUAAAAAAAAAAACAGAUCGUCCUGUUGAAACUGUAAAACGACAAAAAAUAAACCAUGUUACGACACCGAUGCCUUCUCGACCAACUCAGAUGAUUCCUUCUUUGAUACCGAAAAAGAAUAGUACAAUACAACCUAAGGCCUUACCACCAAAAGUACCACAGCCUAAAGUACCACAGCCUAAAGUACUACAGCCUAAAGUGGUGCCUCAAGAGACAAAGAAUAGACCGAUGAGUGCUCUUGAAGCUGCAAGAAAAAGAGUAGCACAUACACCUAUAGUAAAGCCCUCACAAAUAAAGUCAAUAUUUUAUUUGCUUAUCAUAUUUAGACUGCAUUAAAACCAACAGGACCUCCUACUAUCUUACCAAAUAUGAAGUCAAUUAUACCUCUUAAAGUGCGACAGGUAACUAAAAAGAAAAAGAAAAAAG